AUGGCCAUCAAGAGCGUCCCCAAGCAGUCGUUGACGGUGAUCGACAACCGCACUGGAAAGGCUUAUGAGCUGCCCAUCACGCACAACUCCGUGCUCGCCACUGACAUCAAGAAGAUCAAGGCAGAGCCGCAAGGUGACCGGCCCGAGGAUGAGACGAACCAAGGCCUCAGGGUCUACGAUCCUGCUUACAUGAACACGGCCGUGGUUCAGAGCAAGAUCACCUACAUCAACGGCCAAGAUGGAAUCCUCCGCUACCGUGGGUAUCCCAUCCAACAACUGGUCGACAAGAGCAACUUCCUCGAGUCGGCAUUCUUGCUCAUGUAUGGAGAGCUACCCACCAGCACCCAAAGCAGCAACUGGCAGGAUGAAAUCAUGCACCACACUUAUAUCCACAGCGACAUCGAGGCCAUGUUCAAGUCUUUCCGCUACGACUCUCACCCCAUGGCCAUGCUGACCUCUGCGUUUGCCACCAUGGGCGCCUUCGCACCCGAGGCGAACCCCUCUCUGCAAGGCCAGAAGCUGUUCACCAACGCCGCGUCCGGAGAUCUGGAGGCGCUCAAGGUCCUCGACAAGCAGAUCCUUCGCAUCAUUGGCAAGGCUCCCACUCUUGCGGCGGCGUCCUACCGCAUGCGACAGGGCCGCCCCUUCAACCGACCAGCGCAGGGCCUCUCUUACACGGGCAACUUCCUGUAUCUGCUCGACCAUCUGUCUGGCAGCGAGUACCGCCCACACCCCGUGCUUGAGAAGGCGCUCGACGCGCUAUUCAUCAUCCACGCGGACCACGAAGUCAACUGCUCCACGGCGACGGUGCUUCAGGUCGGCAGCUCCCUGGUGGACCCUUACAGCGUCGUGGCAGCCGGCUGCGCAGCGCUCUACGGCCCGUCCCACGGCGGCGCCUCCGAAAGCGCCAUCCGCAUGCUGAUGGAGAUUGGAUCUCCCGAGAACGUUCCCGCCUUUAUGGAGAAGGUGGAGAAGCGCGAGCGAGUCCUGGUCGGGUUUGGCCACCGCGUCUACAAGAACGUCGACCCGCGCUCCACCGCGAUCCGCCAGCUUGCCGAGGACGUCUUCAAGGUCACCGGCCGGAACCAGCUCCUCGACACCGCUCUGACCCUUGCCAAGUACGCCAGGGAGAGCGAGUUUAUGCGCAGCCGAAACCUGUACCCCAAUGUGGACUUUUACUCAGGCUUGAUCUACCAGGCUAUGGGCUUCCCUCUCGACUUCUACCCUGUCCUCUUCGCUGUUCCCCGAUGUGUUGGCUGGUUGGCCCACUGGAGGCAGCAAAUGCUCAACCCCUCGGGCGUGAAGAUCUGGAGGCCUAGACAAUUGUACCUGGGCCACGGACAGAGGGACUACGUUGAGGUUGAGGACCGCCAAGUCAAGGCGGAUGGCACAGUAUUCGAUGGACCGACCCAAGUUGAACACGGAGGAGACAGCAAGAGGAACCACCUUGCAACUUACAAGGAUGAGAGUGGCGUAAUCCUGAAGCCCAAGCUUUGA
This is a messenger RNA of Ilyonectria robusta, 1497 nucleotides long. RefSeq names its product peroxysomal citrate synthase. Gene Ontology annotation, molecular function: acyltransferase activity, acyl groups converted into alkyl on transfer. The record is from RefSeq and is a predicted model, not a curated record. Lineage: Eukaryota; Fungi; Ascomycota; Sordariomycetes; Hypocreales; Nectriaceae. The transcript is spliced from 2 exons. Gene Ontology annotation, biological process: tricarboxylic acid cycle. The coding region runs from base 1 to 1497 and encodes 498 amino acids.